AUGGGCAAACCGGAGGCGAAGGGAGCGACCCUUUGGAUCGACCAUUUAUCCCUGCAGGGUCGGCUCGGAAUCCCGGCAACUGUCGCAGCCAGCCGGCCAGCCGGUCCAACCCCUAUCACAGACGCUUUGGGGGACCGGGACGUCGUCGUGCCGUCCGAGGAGCUGAUAGUAGCUGCGGCCGGAUUCGGCAUCUGGCAGAUAAUGAUAAUCGCGAUUUUGGGUGUAAUGAUCAUGACUCAUAUGCUGAACGGGAGUUUGGAACCGGUGCAGAACUUCGCUGGAUGGUGGUGCGAAAAGCCCCCGAUUCUUAGGAGCUGGACAAAUCAGGAAUGGAUUGCGUUCAGUCACGCAGACGCGCCCAAACCAGAAGUCGAGGGCGCAGGAAUUGCCGGGACAAGAAGAGCUAUAAGCCUCACUCCUGAACUAUGGAAUGGACGAUUCAGGGGCUGCAACAUCUUCAGAUAUAACUUCGCCGCUUUAAGGAAUAUUCCAUUCGAACGGAGUCCAAUGAUGAAUCGACGUUACGAAGCUGGUACAGUAAAGUGCAAGAGGUUUCAAUACAGUAGAAAAUUCGGACAGACUAUCGCCGAGAAGUAUCGCAUGGCGUGCAAUCCGGAGUACGAGAGAGCGAUGUGGGAAGGACUGAUGAUAUUCGGUAAGAUCACGGGCUACCUGACCUUCGGAUGUUUGAGCGACCGUACGGGCCGUCGUCCCGUUCUCCUAAUCGCGAGCGGAGUGACUCCGUUAACAGCAAUCGGUCUCGUCUUCUCUCCAAAUUACAUUACGUACGUGGCAGUCCGGACUUGUCACAGUUUUUUCCACGGUGGCUUCAUCGUCAACUUCGUUAUGGUAGCUGAGCUGAGCAGCAACGUCGCACGGAAUCGGAUCAUGGCGUUCGCGUGUCUCGCCUACGGCCUUGGCGUUGGAAUGACGCCGACGCUCUUGUCAGCGAUGGGCUCGAUGGACCAUUUGUUACUAGCGAUCAACCUUCCAGCCGUUGCAUUCUUCUUGGCCCUGGUGUUCUUCGUUCCGGAGUCACCUUGCUGGCUCUUUUGCACCCGGAGGUCGGUGCAACUUGCUAAGGUGAUCCAAAAAGCCGGCAAGACGAACGGCACCCCGAUUCCCGCAGACUUCCACGUGGUCUACGUCGAAUACAACGACGUGGAGAAGCAGCUGCCCAGAAAACCACCGAGUUUCUGGAGUCUUCUGAAAGCCUCCGGGGUAACCUGUGAGAUGAUCGGUAUCGGGUUCCUCGUCUGUCUGUCCGGCGUGAUCAACGGAGGCGCUCAGGCGAAGCUGAUAUACAACCAAAAACGGGUUCAGACUUGGUACGCCAUCAUCGGGGACGUAGAAAUGGCUGGGAUCAUCGCCAGCCAGUUUUGCCUCUUGAUGAUGGGCCACAAGAGACUCCUCCACCUCACCAUCUUCCUCUUCCUCCUCACCACCUUUGCCCUGAUGUCCAAUCUCCGCGAUGACUACUUCACCACGACAGGACCCGCCACUACUCUUCUUGCGGCCAACGUCUUUGCCGUCGGACUCAGCUACGGCACCUUGCUCAACUACGGUGCGAGGACCGUGCCUACUCUACUUCGUGGCACUUAUACCGGGAUAUGGAACGCCCUUUGGGUUGCUAUCACUUGGGCAGGAACUCGUCACUACUAUGAUUACCCCGGGUUCAGCAGCGUCGCCGGCCUUUCUAUCCUCCUUGCCGCCCUAUUCACUUUCAACAUGCACCAUUUACUCUGGCGUGAGAUGCCUGACACGAUCUUCGAUGCCGUCAACUUCAAGGAGUUAGUUACACUAAGCUUCGUACCGUGA
Messenger RNA from Diprion similis, 1818 nucleotides. Its product is annotated as organic cation transporter protein-like. NCBI's taxonomy places the organism in Eukaryota, Metazoa, Arthropoda, Insecta, Hymenoptera, Diprionidae. The record is from RefSeq and is a predicted model, not a curated record. Gene Ontology annotation, biological process: transmembrane transport. The transcript has 4 exons. The coding region runs from base 1 to 1818 and encodes 605 amino acids. Gene Ontology annotation, molecular function: transmembrane transporter activity.